Oppiella nova is the source of this 3435-nucleotide messenger RNA. The record is from the annotation of a GenBank genome assembly. Lineage: Eukaryota; Metazoa; Arthropoda; Arachnida; Sarcoptiformes; Oppiidae.
AUGAUAAUACUGUUGGAUCAGGGUCAAUUCCAGGGUCCGGAGAAGGCACUGAAGUACAAAUGGACUCCAUUUGAGUUCCUAGCAGAUGGUGAGGAGCUCUAUAAGAAAAUGAAUGGACUCAAAAAUCCGGUGCUAUUCCUGGGGCCCAAUGAGUCCGAGUUCGGGUCCAUCUCUUGGAGACUCGACAUCAUUCCCAAAGGAAAUUUACAAAUUGACGGAAAAGUGUGUCAUCUCGUAGUGCCAGAGGGCGCCCGUAUCCAUGCCAUUGAGGAAUGGGCGGACGGGUGGGCCGAAAUCGAAGCCAGGCAUAUAUAUGAACGCCUAUACGAGUCGAAUGUCGAGAUGAAUGACAACAGUUAUCUUAAUCCCACGAAUGGGUUUGUAGUCCCGGAGCCGGGUAUGAUGAACAAAAUCCUUGGUAUCCUUGGUAAAGUCAAUAUCAAGUUUUUCACCCUCAAUAUGAUUACCAUAAGAGUGCAAAGGAUAAGGAGCCCCUACCCGUUAUUUACAACAACUGUCACCAAGUCUUGUGGUGGAGAAGUAGUACCGAAGUCGACAACAAUGGGAACGACGACUAGAGACGUCCGCCCAUAUAUGCCCCCCGAUUGGCCGCACAUACAGCCCAAUAUGGCCGUACAAAAGAAGUAUUACCGCAAACGAGAGCCCGGAUUCAUGUCCAACGAUGUGAUUGAGGAGAAGUUUGACACCGACCACAAGUUACAAAUGCUACCCGAAAACUAUAUCUACAAAUACCAGACCGUUGCCGACCACUGGGACAAAGACUAUUACCGACGGGGAGACCUCCACGAGAAUUACAUCAAUUGCUUCGAUAGGAAACCGUUUGGCGAAGACGGCGGAGAAGAGGACGGAGUGUCCGGUUAUAUGGGAAUCGACGGACGCUUUUACAAGAAAAAUGAUGACUGGGAACGAAGAGUGGGAGUGAUUGGGUCCUUGUAUUAUGUGGCGGACCCCCAGUAUGCGGGACCAGAAGCCCCACCGCCUCCACCCCCUCUCCCACGUAUUCGAAGAGGACCCUCAAGACAACCCUCAGAGCGUAUCAACAGUCAGCACAACAGUCGGGGCCAAAGAGGCACAAGACUUAAAAAGCUAACGGUGCUGUUCACACCACUUGACGGUUGGGGACACAUCAACGCCUGUCACGGGUUGGCCGAGGAGUUGAAACGGAGAGGACAUCGGGUGGUGUUUGCCGUCGAUAAGGCCUUUGAGGGAAAACUACUACCCUUUGGGUUCGAGGAGUGUAUACAUGGCUUGAAAGUGGACGGGGAGGCCGAGGAGUAUUGGCCAGAGUUUGUCAAGAAGAACGGCCAGUGUUUCAAAGAAGAGCCCAUUGUUAUUGUCGAGAAGUUCUUAGUGAACGCUAUGACCAAAAUGUUUGCCGAUAAUAAGGAACGGGAGGCACAGUAUAAGGAGAUCAUCGACAAAGUAAACCCCGAUUUGAUUGUGACGGAUAACUAUGUAAAUAUGCCGACGAUUACUAAUUGUGGAAUACCUUGGGUAUGGUUGUUCUCGGCGGCCGUACACUUUGCACUCAAUGAUGACAAUAGGAUACCACCGCCGUGGGCUGGCCUACCCCUACAUGACCGCAAAGAUUGGGCUAAAUUCCGGGAACGGCGUCAAAAACUAUACUAUAAUUUACACAAACAAAUCAAUGAAUACACCGUAGAAAAGGGAGCACCAAAACUAGUGGAGGGGCGCCUACACCCUCUCAGCCCGUACCUCAACAUCUAUUUCUGGCCCAAAGAGUUUGAAUACUCGGAACUGCAACCGAUGUCCGACAACUGGGUUCGGGUCGAGAGCUUCAUCCGCACGACAAACGACACGUUUGACAUACCGGCCCAACUCCAGGCCCACCGGCCGGCCGACAGUAAACUCAUAUUCGUGUCGAUGGGUUCGUUCGGGUGCGCGAACGUCGAGCUCAUGACUCGGUUGACACAAAUAUUAGGCAAAUCGCGGCACCGGUUCAUCGUCUCAAAGGGGCCGGCGUUUGAGUCGCACCAAUUGCCGCCCAAUAUGUGGGGCCAGAGGUUUCUGCCCCAGACGGCUAUCCUUCCCAAAGUCGAUUUGGUUGUAUCGCACGGCGGGACGACUGUCACCGAGAGUUACUAUUUCGGGAAGCCGUGUCUUGUGUUACCACUGUUUGGCGAUCAGUUAGAUGUGGCCCAGAGGGUGGUCGAGACGGGACUGGGAUUAAGACUUAAUCCCUUCCACUGUACGGAAGAGGAGUUGUUGACAGCCGUGGAUGCGAUGGCCAAAGACGAGGCACUGGCCCUAAGAGUGGCUGAUAUGGGGAAAAGGAUGCGAGAAAGCAGUGAUAAGAAGGUUGUGUCCGAUUUGGUGGAAAAGAUUGCCAAUAAUAAAUACAUACGCCUUCAACCGGUGAGAUACUAUUGGAGACCAAGUUAUUGCCAAAACGCACUGUAUAUUAACUGGUUGUUAACUGAGGGCAUUACUCGACUACUCGAGUAUGACCAGCCUUAUCUACGCCUGGUGUCGGGACCCCUAUGUAACACGGUGGUCGAGGGGAAGAUCCAGUUCCACACAUCGAUAUUCGGUGAUAAGGCCCCCAAUUAUCAGCUUAAGUAUAUCGGUAUCAAAAGGGACAGUCCGUUUGUCUUCGCCGCCGACUAUCGGAGUCGAGUGAAAGCCAUUAGAAAUCCGGUGCUAUUCCUGGGGCCCAAUGAGUCCGAGUACGGGUCCAUUGCGUGGGAUCUGCGGAUAGAAAUGAUUGAACGAAAGCAUAAUCAUCGCACCUGUACUCUGAUUAUGCCAGAGGGCGGUCGCAUCCUCGCCAUCGAGGACUGGGACGCAGGUAUCGACGAAUUGAAGGUCCGGCACCGGUAUGAGCGCCUACACGAGUCCAACACCAGUAUGGAGAGACACAACUUUCACAUCAAUCACGACAAAGAGUUCGUGAGACCCGACACCGACGAUAUGAUGUACAAGAUAUUAGGUGUAGUGCACCGGGAGAUCGACAUCGAUAUCCAUAGAAGUAACCGUGCGUUUAAUCGGAGACAAGUAGGGAUGGACAGACUUCCUAUUCUAUACAAAUCUCGGGUAAGCCAUUGGACACCAACUAAUCCCAACCACACCCGACCCCCAAUGCCUCCCGAGUUUCCACUCAUUCAAUACGAAACUAAUGGUGUGAUCAGUUACGUCAAACACAAAGGGAUAAUUGAAUACUAUUGCAUCAAAAUGAACACAAAUGAAAAGGGGCGUGUGGUUGACGAUUGCUUGACUCGUAUAAAUGAGCAGGGACAGGACAAUGCAGUCACAAAACUGCUCAAUCAGUUUGAGUGCGACGGCAGCAAUGGUUAUGUGGGUAUUGAUGGUUGGGUUUACCACAAGAGACAUGACUUUCCGUCGAUCGGAAAGAUUGAGUCGUAUUAUUACACCCCUUAUCAACCAAACAAUUGA